Dreissena polymorpha is the source of this 3435-nucleotide messenger RNA. Its product is annotated as potassium channel subfamily T member 1-like. Lineage: Eukaryota; Metazoa; Mollusca; Bivalvia; Myida; Dreissenidae. Gene Ontology annotation, cellular component: membrane. Gene Ontology annotation, biological process: potassium ion transport. Gene Ontology annotation, molecular function: intracellular sodium-activated potassium channel activity. The transcript has 29 exons. The record is from RefSeq and is a predicted model, not a curated record. The coding region runs from base 1 to 3435 and encodes 1144 amino acids.
AUGGUGUGUUCCAACAUUGAUUCCUUGGAUGACGUCAUGGUAACCCUUAUCUCCCACAUUAUGAUCAAGAAGAAUAACAAAGUUCAGGCUGUUGUUGAUCCACAGACUGUAGUGCGUGUGGAGUUUUUCACAAAUGAGAAGUCAUUUAAAGAGAGGCUGCAGCUGUAUUUCAUCAAAAACCAACGCUCAAGUUUGCGUAUUCGAAUCUUCAACCUUGUAAUCAAGUUAUUAACGUGUGUCCUGUAUGUGGUGCGUGUGCUCUCGGACACAUCUUUCUUGCCUCCAAAUUGUGUGCCAGGUAGCGAUGUAACCAAUGGCACGACAGCUCGUAACAUAUGCUGGGACAUCAUUGACAAAGAUGAAUUUGUGGAGAAUCCAACCAUCCAUUGGGAGCGUAUCUGGUGGGUGGAGAGAGGGGUUGCUCUGCACAUCGUUCAGGUUACCGUGGCGAUAAUCAGCCUCUCAGAGACUAUACUGGUGCAGUACCUCAGUUACAAGGGGAACAUUCUGCAACAGAUUGUGUCCAUGGAAUUCAUCCUAGAGCUGUGUCUGACAGUUCCAUUUAUAGUCACUAUCUUCUGGCCAUCACUAAGAGGGCUGUUCAUCCCAGUUUUCCUGAAUUGCUGGCUUGGCAAGCAGUCAAUGCAGAACAUGUUUAAUGACCUUCAUCGGGUGAUGCAGAAGUCUCAGUCAGCUCUUGCUCAGCAACUAAUGAUCUUGUGUGCAACUUUGAUAUGCCUUGUCUUUACCAGUGCCUGUGGUAUCCAGCAUCUACAACGAGGAGGAAACCGUCAGCUGGACUUGUUCCAGAGUACGUACUUCACGAUAGUCACUCUGUCCACAGUCGGUUAUGGAGACAUCUACCCCGACAUAUGGCCCAGCCAGAUGUUCAUCAUGGGCAUGAUCACAGCCGCCCUGCUCAUUCUCCCCACUCAGUUUGAGCAGCUAGCGUACACUUGGAUGGAGCGACAGAAGCAGGGCGGGGCAUACAGCAGUCACCGAGCACAGACGGAGAAACAUGUUGUAGUCUGCACCACGACCUUGCAGGCAGACACUGUCAUGGACUUCCUGAAUGAGUUCUACUCGCACCCAAAAGUGCAGGACUACUUUGUGGUACUACUUUCUUCAUGUGACCUGGACCCCACUAUGAAGGUGUUGCUGCAGGUGCCCAUGUGGGCCCAGCGUGUUAUUUUCAUCCAGGGCUCGGCCCUUAAAGACAUUGACCUGGCCCGGUGUAGGGUCCAGGACGCAGAGGCCUGUUUCAUCAUCUCGUCACAAAACGUGGAACAAAAGGAUGCUGCGGAUCAACACACCAUCAUGAGAUCCUGGGCCAUCAAAGACUUCGCCCCAGAGUGUCCACAGUAUGUCCAGAUCUUCAGACCAGAGAACAAGUUUCACGUCAAAUUUGCAGAGCACGUUGUCUGCGUGGAUGAGUUCAAGUAUGCGCUGCUCGCCAACAACUGCCUGUGUCCUGCCACCUCCACCCUGGUCACAUUGUUGCUGCACACGUCAAGAGGACAGGAAGGUCAGACGUCUUCUGAGGAAUGGCAGAGGUUGUAUGGGCGUUGCUCUGGUAACGAGAUUUACCACGUGAGAUUGGGCGAGAGCAAGUUCUUCGGGGAGUACCUCGGGAAAAGCUUCACUUAUGCCUCGUUUCACGCUCAUAGAAAAUAUGGAGUCAGUCUAGUGGGUGUCCAGCAGAACUCAGGCCUCUCUACUAUCCAGCUCAACCCGGGUCCCCGGCACAUCAUGCGCGAGUCUGAUCUCUGCUUUUACAUGAAUAUCACUAAGGAAGAGAAUUCAGCGUUCAUCCUUGCUCACCCCAACCAGGAUGACGCCAAACCUGAUAAGAAGCAGGGGCCAUCAUCAGAGCAGACGUCGAAAGUCGCCAGUGUGAUUGCGAGCGUCGGCUCAAUGGCGCUCGACCUUCAAAACACUCGACUCAUGACUAGCCAAUCGGAAAUGAAACGCACAGGGAGUCGCAAGUCUCAGCUGGAGCUACCGAAGGGUCUGUCACACGUGAACCUCCAGAAGAGACCGAGUAUCGCGCCGGUACCCGCAUAUCUGGAGUUCGGAGACAUCACUGUACAUGUGGAGGAUGACACGGGAUCAGAGGACAGCUUCCCGUUCGCUGAUGAGGACGACGAUAAUCCGGAAUACGUGCGAGGUUUCCCACCUAUCACUCCUUACAUCGGGACGAGUCCCACGCUCUGUCACCUCAUGAGAGAUAAACGUCCCCUCUGUUGCCUUCAACUUUCUCAAAUCUGUGAUCACUGUUGCUAUAACAACGCCAAGGAGUACAACUGGCCGAACCGUGCAAUCAUCGUUGCCGCGGACUAUGCCAGUAACGGACUCUACAACUUCAUCGUUCCCCUGCGAUCUCACGCACGUCCGAGCUACACUCUUAACCCUAUAGUGCUGAUCCUUGAGAAGACGCCAGACAUGACCUUCCUGGAGACAAUAUGUCACUUUCCAAUGGUCUAUUGGAUGUUGGGGUCCAUUGAACAAAUAGAAGACCUCCUGCGUGCUGGUAUCAACCUUGCAGACAAUGUGGUGAUAGUCAACAAGGAAAGCUCAAACUCCCAGGAGGAGGAAACUCUGGCAGACUGUAACACCAUUGUAGCUGUACAGACUAUCUUCAGGCUAUUUCCCAGUGCGAACAUCAUUACUGAGCUGACCCAAUCCUCCAAUAUGAGAUUCAUGCAGUUUCGGGCCAACGACCUCUACUCGUAUGAGCUCUCCAAACGGGAAAAGAAAGAAAAAGAGAGGGGUUCCCACAUCUCCUACAUGUUCCGACUGCCGUUUGCUGCUGGGAACGUGUUCAGUGCGAGCAUGUUAGACACACUUCUCUACCAGGCCUUCGUCAAAGACUAUGUGAUCACAUUUGUGAGACUUUUGCUGGGAAUAGACCAGGCUGUUGGCUCCGGGCAUCUCUCCUGUAUGAAGAUUACUAAUGAUGACUUGUGGAUACGAACGUACGGUCGUCUGUACCAGAAGUUGUGCUCCACCACCUGCGAGAUACCCAUUGGUAUAUACCGGACACAGGCGAAAACCUGCCGAUCACCUCCGGUGAAUCACUCGGCCCUUGAGUAUCUGAUUCAUCGAAAUGGAGCCAAAAGCUCCUCACUCAUAUCGAGAGAUCAAUCUGCGCUAAAUUUAGCAUUUAGAAAUUCAGUUAAAGGCAGUCGCUAUAGAAACCGUGCUGGGGUGUCACUCAACAUGAUGUCAAUGGCAGAACACCAUCGUAAGGACGGGAAAUCAAGGGUGAUGAACCCUGAACGACACGAGAUAAGCCAACUUGUGAAAUGUCGAAUGCAGAGCCUUGGUCAACCCCUUGAAGACUACGAUGAAACAAAUGAGAAGAAGGAUACAAUUUCUUAUGUGGUGAUAAACCCAAGCUAUGACCUCCACCUUUGCUUGGGGGAUAUCAUGUAA